This is a messenger RNA of Musa acuminata AAA Group (dessert banana), 5362 nucleotides long. RefSeq lists its product as uncharacterized. The coding region runs from base 1080 to 1940 and encodes 286 amino acids. The record is from RefSeq and is a predicted model, not a curated record. NCBI's taxonomy places the organism in Eukaryota, Viridiplantae, Streptophyta, Magnoliopsida, Zingiberales, Musaceae. The transcript has 8 exons.
UCCAGCAAGGGGGACUAGAUCUGGAUUCCCUUAACAUGCUCAAAACAAAGAAGAAAGGGAGCCCACACUUGUCACGGGCGUGUCCUAUGGAGAGACACCCCAAUCUCAAAGCCAAGGAUUUUGCAUGAUGAAAUAGAUGGAAAGUGAGACAAGAGGACAGCCCAUUUAGACACCUUUCUUCUUCCCUUUCGCUUGAAGGAAAAGAAACCUCUUGAUGUCUUCAUCGGAUGCACCGAUUCCUAUUGAUUGGUUCGUGUCUGAGGAAUGGAACGAGAGGCAAAUAGGGGCUGUUGCACAGAAGCUGAAAGCUCAGUUGUGCCUUGUCCCCCACCCCCACCCCCACCCCCACCCCCCUCAUCACACCCUCAGUUGAAGCUUCAGUUCAUGUCUUUUUUGGCAGCGGGCCAACACACCAACAGUUGCUUCUUUGGGUUGGACGUGUCCUGUGAAAGCUACCACACAAGAAAAUGUCGCCCUUUCAUAUCAGAAUGCCAUCAUGGCCAUAUCUUGACAGUGGCAACACAGGGUUGACAUUUUAAAGUACCGCCGGAGGUGGGAGUCGGCCUCUCCAAAAUAAAGGUUUGGGGCUACUGCCAUUGUGCCCUUUUGCAGCUGGUCUUCCUUCUCAUUAUGGGCGCCACUACUCGUGCUGAGGACUGCGGGUAGUGCGGUGGCAUUUCAGCGGUCGGAGUAAGGCAAGAUUCCUCCUUUGCCUUCUUCUCUUAACGGAGUCCGUCUUCCCCCUCCCCUCCCCCCCUUUCUUGUUCUCCUUUGCUCUUCUAGUUGGGAUUUGAAUCGUCUGCUAGCUUCUCUGGAGCCUUGAAGUAGAGAAGGGAAGGGUGCGUUUCCUCGGAAUCUUGAAGAGUGCUGAUUGGAUUCUGUGGUGGAGAGGCCGCCCUUGUCCGUGGAUUCGCUUCGAAAUCCUCUGCUUUGUACCCUAAAAAGGGAGGUUUGUUGAGGGGAACUCGUGACAGCGACACGCCGGGACGGCGUUUGUGAUAAGUCCUUCGGAGAUCUUGGCCGGAUCGUGGGGACGAGGCUCCUCAUUGCGCCGUCGGAAGUGGCCUUGGAGGAUCAGCAUGAGGGAUUUCCCUUCUUGUUUCGGCGAGAGCGGAAUUCAGGUUUCGGACUCCUCGUCCGGCGGCGCCGUUAAGACCGCGCACAAUCUGGUGACUUACUUCUACCGGGCGCGACGCGGCGGCCGUUCUUGCGUCGUCGCCGUUACGUGGAGCAAGACCCUGAUGGGCCAAGGGUUGAGUGUCGGGAUCGACGAUGGCGAUGGCCAGUGUCUCUGUAAGGUGGACAUCAAGCCGUGGCUUUUUUCCAAGAGGAAAGGGUCUAAGAGCUUGGAGGUGGAGAGUAGCAAGGUGGACAUCGUAUGGGACUUGUCUGCUGCCAAGUUUGGGCCGGGGCCUGAGCCUUUGCAAGGUUACUAUGUUGCGGUUGUCUUUGAUCUACAGAUGGUCCUCUUGCUCGGUGAUCUGGCCAAGGAGGCCUACCGUAAGACUGCCGCAGUCCCUUCCACUUCCAAUAUGGCCUUCGUAGCCAAGCGGGAACAUAUAUCUGGGAAGAACCUCUACUGUACCAAGGCUCAGUUCUGCGACAAUGGGAAAUCUCAUGAUGUUGUAAUCGAGUGUGACACAGUUGGGCUUAAAGAUCCAUGCCUUGAGAUACAUAUCGACAAGAAGCGGGUAAUGCAAGUGAAGCGACUUGCUUGGAAGUUUCGUGGAAACCAGACAAUCCUGAUUGAUGGACUCCCUGUAGAGGUGUUUUGGGAUGUUCACAGCUGGCUCUUUGGUGUACCUGGUGGAAAUGCUGUCUUCAUGUUUCAAACUUGCCCCUCAGCUGAGAAGCUGUUGCCGUGGUUUCAGGGUUUCAAGCAGUCACAAUUGCAAGGUGUUGGCUUUUCAUUGAUAUUACACGCUUGGAAAAAUGAAUAGGUUAAGGCAAGAGGAUACUUUUUACUUCCUUGCCUUUUCCUUGGUGUGCUAACAAAAUUUAGCAUAUUAUUUGUCUUUAACGACGCCAGUGAGCCUCCCAUUUACUUCCUUUUCGUUUGCUAUUUCUCCUGUUUGAGUAGUUGGGAAGAUUCUGACAUAUAUAUGUUUCUUCUCUCUUGUGAGUUCGUGCAUUAUUUGGAUCAGGUUUUAAUGUUGUACUUUUUGUGUGGAUAAGAUAUGUUCCCUGUUAAACUCAUUCAAGAAAUGGGGACUCAGAAUUCCUUUUCUUGCUGAAACUGAGGUGAUGGGCUUGCAUGUCACUCGAUGAAAGAUUUUUAUGAAUGACCCACCUUAUUGACACAUCUUAUUGAAUUAUGAACGAUCGUUUCUUUAGUAAGUCUUAGUUAUUUUUAUCAUUUUUAUGUAAAGUAUGUUUUUUUCAUGUACAUUCAGUAAUUUGAGAAACAGAAUUCACAUUGAUACUAAUACUGAGUAUAUGAGUAUGGAAAUGACUGUUGAUUAGACGAUUGUUGGGUUCUUGUCUGGAUAACAGCUAAAGAAAUAUUUGUCUUCAUUUUUUUGGACUCUGAAAGGAUGCUCCCCGGUUCUUUGAUAAUGCUUCACACAGACACGCCCUUCACUGGGCUUAAUAUUUAUUAUGUUUUAAAAUUGGUAAAAAAUAAUGAGAUAUAUGCAUCACUUAAUAUGUACAAUACCUAUUGAGGUAGUAACGGGGAGAUUGUAUUGCACCAUUGGAAUCAAGAUGUGAGAUCAUCCAAACUGCUGGACUUUUUUGGAUGCUUUUGUGUUGUCAGCAGGUUGAUACGUUGGGCAUAUCUUCUUCAUUCUAUGAGCAUAAACAUUUGGGAUGACAUCUCUGGAGAAUGCUUCUAGGUGAUGGCCCUUCCAUGAAUGAUCAAACCAGUUGACGAUUUUCAAACAGAAACGAACAGCAGGUUGAAGCUGUCCUGAUGUCAUAGUUGGACAGGUAUUAUGCCUGUUUUUCCCAAGAGAGGUAAUUGAUGUGCUUUAGAUAGCUACUACAAAUUUCCCUUUUGCAGUCAGAUUAUAUUUUAGUGGGUUCUGGGAAUUAGCAUGUCGUUUUCAUAUUAUGUCUCAUGUUGGAAGCCUACAGAUUCUGGGUGUUUAUACUUUUAUCAUUUUAUACACCAUAACAGCAUCUGAUUUAGUAUCUCUGAUCACCCCAUUAGAAGCAUACAGAUUGUUAGUGAAUAUACUUUUAUCAGUUUAUGCACUUUAACAAACAUUUUUAUUUAGUGUCUGAAGCAGUUUCCUGAUGUUCAGCAACUUUUGACAAGAGCUGUGCCGGUGAUGUAAUUCCAGCCUAGGUCAAACAAACACUCAGGCUUUUGUUGCUUGAAUUGUCAUUUUUCCAGACGAUUUAAGAUUUUUUCUUCCGUUAUACCAAAAAUCUGCUAACAAAGUCUUUCUUUUUCUUUUUAAUGCAUAUGCUUCCAGUUUUUUGAAGAGGUAAAAGUUGUUAUACAGCACAUUCGUGGACAUAUAUUGGGAGAUUUUGAGUACAGCACCAUUAAAAAGUGUUGUACUUAUUCUUAUUAUGUUACUCUCCCCAAAAAUUUACUGCAUGAUCCUUUUCUAACUGCCAAAGGGACAACGUUGUUUUGUGAUUCGCCUGAAGGUAUGCUUCAAAUGUAUGACCUUUUUCUAGCAUGAGUGUUUUUUCUAGCAGGUCAUACCCUAAAGCAAAUGAUUUUUCCAAGGAACAUGGAUCAGAGUGCAUUUCCAAUUAUAAUUAAAGCUGAAUCUAUAGCGUCAUCAAGGACUGACACCGUAUCAAAAAUAUCAUAAUACAGGCAAACCUUAGUUUUUGAUAUAUUCCAUGAGCACUUUGUGCUAUAUUAAUUACAAGGGAAGAAGUAGUAAUGCUCUUAAAAGGAAAGUGCACUAACAUUUGCAGUAUCAGGUGGUGAAGGACAAAAUUAAAGGAGACAACAUGGAUCAGUAGCUGUUAUUUUUCUGAUUCUUCUGUGCUUUUGGAGGUUGAAGCAUGGAUGUGAUGUGAUAAAUACAAGGCUUCUAUUCUAGUUACUGCUGAAGGUGCAUCUUGCGGGAUUGAACUACCAGCUUAGAGUAGCAAUUCCGUCAAGAUGGUGAUGACCGCAACAUAUAGUUGUGCAGCUCCAGUCAAGCCACUAGCCACAUCAAUUGGCAACAUUUUGUAUAUAAUCCGAAAAAUUUAAAAUUUGUCUGCUGUUCAUACCGGCCAAUGCGUGGACCAGAAUGGUUUCAUAUGCAACAGUGUACCUGCACUCAUAAAUCAGUACCAUCUGGACCAGAGCGAAAAAGGGAGAGAAGAGGGGAGGAGGAGGAAGAAAAAGAGAAGACAAGAGUAACAGGUUGUACCAGUAAGAGGAAACAGAGGAGGACUUGCGCCACAUAGAUAGCUUUGGAUUUCUAUAUAAAUGUGAGACAGGUUGGAAAGUGAAGUUGGAAGCGAUGCAAGAAGUCAAGAAGAUGGACCAGGUUGAGUAGAAAACAAUUGGCGUGGCAACUCGAGACAUUCUUUAUGAUAUUGGACAUCAGCUCACGUGACGCUUGGAGCUAUUCCUGCCGCUGCAGCAGGAGAGAAGGCCAACGCCUCGUGCUCAUCCCAUCGCCGACGAAACCUAUGUGAGCAAUGGCAUAAUAAUUGCCAGUUAAAUACCAGCUUCUUAAUUUAUUUCUGACUUGUUUGGUUGACGCUUGGAAGAGAAGGUAGGCCCAUGUCAUUUGAUGAUUCGAGUUGAGUUGAUAUCUUGCAAGAUUGCUCGAAGAAAAGGAAGUUUUUGCUGGGGUGGAGCUUCCCAUCAUUGGUGAGAGAGAGAGGUACAGAGGCAAGAAAUGACUUUUGAGAAGAGAGGUUGACAGUGACAUGGUACCGAGACAAUAUGUAUGUGCGUGUUGCUGAUGGCUCCGACUGCAAAGGGCUUUCCUUUCCUUUCCUUUCCUUUCCUUUCCUCUCCUCUCUCAUGAGAAGAAGAUAACAUCCUGUCUUCGCCGCUGAUGCUCAUCAUGGGGUGGCUUCGGUCCCUCUUCUCCCCGCUCAAGAAGCUGUGGAUCCGCUUGCAUUCUGCACGCAGGAAGAGGAGGGGGAUAUACAUUCUGUACGAGGACGUGAAGUCGUGCCCGUACGAAGACGUGCAGAUCCUGUGGUCGAUCGUGGCGGAGUCACGCCCGCCCGCCUCCGCCGCUGCCGCCUCCACCGCCGCUUUCGGCCUCGGAGAAGUAGGAGGGGCAGAAGGAGGAGAGAGAGGAAUUAUAAGGUUUUGAUGCACAUACAGUGUACAUUCAUCAUCAUCAUCGUGUGUGUGUGUGUGUUGUGAAGCUCUUCUUUGUGAUCAUAAUGCAUAAGGAAAGAAGAGAGAAGAAUGAGCUGUGUUCUCUCUCUCUCUCUCUCUGCA